This is a messenger RNA of Pelecanus crispus (Dalmatian pelican), 1260 nucleotides long. Its product is annotated as acyl-coenzyme A thioesterase 1. Gene Ontology annotation, molecular function: fatty acyl-CoA hydrolase activity. The record is from RefSeq and is a predicted model, not a curated record. NCBI's taxonomy places the organism in Eukaryota, Metazoa, Chordata, Aves, Pelecaniformes, Pelecanidae. Gene Ontology annotation, biological process: acyl-CoA metabolic process; fatty acid metabolic process.
AUGGCGGUGCAGGUGACGGUUCUGCCUUCCCCGAGGUGCCUGUUCGAUGAGCCCGUGCGGAUCUGCGUGGCGGGUCUCCUGCCGCAGCAGGCGGUCACCCUCCGAGCCAGCCUGGUUGACGAGAGCGGGGAGCUUUUCCAAGCCCACGCUCGCUACAGAGCUGGGAGCAGCGGAGAGCUCGACCUCAGCUGCUCCCCAGCGCUGGGGGGCAGCUAUUCGGGAGUGGAGCCGAUGGGGCUGCUGUGGUCUCUGCAGUCUAAAGCGCCCUAUAAGCGGCUGGCAAAGAGGAACGUCCUGACCCCUUUCUGUGUGGACUUUGAAGUGUAUGAGGGCCAUGGGGACAUGAGCCGCUUGCUGGGAAAAUGCACCAAUGAACGAUGGUUUUUAGGAGAGGGGGUGAAGAGGAUUUCGGUCAGAGAAGGUCGUCUGAAAGCAACCCUCUUCCUCCCUCCUGGACCUGGUCCAUUCCCUGGACUUAUCGAUUUGUAUGGAUCUGGAGGAGGUCUUGUUGAAUACAGAGCAAGUCUUCUGGCUAGCAGAGGCUUCGUGACUCUGGCUCUUGCUUACAUGGCCUUUGAAGAUCUCCCUGCUAUGCCAGAGAUUCUUGAACUGGAUUAUUUUGAGGAAGCUGUAAAGUUUUUGCGGAAGCAGCAGCAGGUCAAAGAUACUGGGAUUGGCGUUCUGGGCUUGUCUAAAGGAGCUGAUCUAGCCCUUUCCAUGGCCACAUUUCUACCUGGCAUCAAGGCAGCUGUCAGCAUAUCUGGAAGUGGUUUUAAUUCUUUGAUUCCUCUGCGGGGGGAUGGCUUCACCGUUCCUCCCCACCCAUAUGAUUUGGGGAGGAUGAAGAUCAGUGACGAGUCUGGCCUAGUAGAUUUUUCAGAUAUCCUAGAUGAUCACAGGGACCCAGCGACUUGGGAUUGUCGCAUUCCAAUGGAGAGGUCCUUGGCGAAGUUCCUCUUCCUGUCAGGACUGGAUGACAUGAACUGGAAAAGUGACCUCUAUUGCCAGGAUGCUGUUCAGCGCCUUCAGCAGCAUGGACGGGAAGUGGAGUUUUGCUCCUAUUCUGGAGCAGGACACCUCUUGGAGCCACCAUACUUGCCUCUGUGCCAGGCUUCGAUCCACAAAGUGCUUGGGGUGUUUGUGCAUUGGGGAGGGCAAUGGAGGGAGCAUGCCAAAGCCCAAGAAGAUGCGUGGCACAGGAUACAGGCCUUUUUCUGGCAGCACUUGAUGGACUCAGACAUCCCUAAGAGCAAGCUGUAG